UUGAGUGAAUGACAAACGUUCCUGUGUCCGCCGUUUGAUAACUGAGCCCACCAUGGAGGGGGAGGAGGUGAUGGCGCCUCCAGCGGAUCCUUCUCCACCCACCGAGAAUGUGAAGUCCAAAAGGAGGAAUGGACCGAAACGGAAAUCUUCCGUCACUAGCCUGCUCGGUCAGAGCACUCCAGAGAAGGGCAUCUCCAGGAGACAUUCUCUCAGAAGAGGGAGCUCCUUCACCUUUCUGACUCCAAGCACACCAUGGGAUUUUACACUGAAGAGGAAACGAAAAGAAAAGGACGAUGACACUUUCAGCCUUUGCAGCUUUGAUCUAAAGGAGCCGAGCAACAAGAGAGUCCGGCCGUUAGCACGAGUAACAUCACUUGCAAAUUUGAUAUCUCCUGUGCGAAAUGGCGCAGUCCGUCGCUUUGGCCAAACCAUACAGUCAUUCACAAUGCGAGCUGAAAACAAGUCUCCAGGCAGUACGCACAAGUCUUGUAGCAAAAUGGCUGCACCAACCCCUCCAAAACGAAGAAACAGUGUCCUGUGGUCAGAGAUGUUGGAUGUCAACAUGAAGGAAUCAUUAAGCACCAAAGAAAUCAAACGGCAAGAGGCAAUAUUUGAAAUGACCAGAGGAGAACAAGACCUCAUUGAUGACCUGAAGUUGGCAAGAAAGGCCUACCAUGACCCAAUGCUUAAGCUAUCCAUUAUGUCUGGGGAGGAGCUGGCACACAUAUUUGGAGAUCUGGAUGCCUACAUUCCCCUGCAUGAAGAACUUUUAACUAAACUUGGAGAAGCAACAAGACCGGAUGGAACAGUUGGACAAAUUGGUCACAUUCUUGUUAAUUGGCUGCCGCGACUCAAUGCAUAUAAAGGUUAUUGCAGUAACCAGUUGGCAGCAAAAGCUCUUCUGGAUAAGAAGAAGUUGGAUCGCAGGGUUCAGGAUUUUCUACAGAGGUGUCUUGAAUCCCCAUUCAGCCGCAAGUUGGACCUGUGGAGUUUCCUUGAUAUUCCAAGAAGCCGUCUAGUCAAAUAUCCACUGCUUCUCAAAGAAAUUUUGCGGCACACUCCUAAAGACCAUCCAGACGUGAAGAGUUUGGAGGAAGCGGUGAUCUUAAUCCAAGGUGUCCUGUCAGACAUCAACUUGAAAAAGGGCGAGUCUGAAUGCCAGUAUUACAUCGAUAAGCUGGAGUACCUCGACGAUAAGCAGAAAGACCCGCGGAUAGAAUCGAGCAAGUCGCUACUGUGUCACGGAGAGUUAAAGAAUAAAAAUGGCCAUAAACUGUACCUGUUCCUGUUUCAAGACAUUCUGGUUUUAACACGCCCAGUUACACGGAACGAACGUCACUAUUACCAGGUUUACAGACAGCCGAUCCCUGUCCAAGACCUGGUGUUGGAGGAUCUUCAGGAUGGUGACGUCAGAAUGGGAGGCUCCUUCAGAGGGGCAUUCAGCAAUUCCGAUAAAGCUAAAAACAUCUUCAGAGUUCGGUUCCAAGAAGCCUGCCUUGGCCAAAGUCACACACUCCAAGCCAAUGACAUCUUUCACAAACAGCAGUGGCUGAACUGUAUAAGAACAGCGGUUGCUCCGUAUCAGCAUGCAUCACCAACUGAAUCCAAAGAGCUGCCUGACCUCAGUGAGGAAUGUGAAGAAAAUCAGCCCCCGGUGCCAAACCCCAAAGUACAGAGGCGAUCGUCCACCAUUUCUGGAGUGGUAGAAAUGGACUUUGAAGCAAAUGCUGACUGUUCUAUUAUUGCAGACUCCCCAGAGGAGCCUAAAGCUGGGAAAAACCAAAAGAGCAGCAGUCGGAAAACACGAGACAAGACGCAACAAAGCAUAAAGCGGAAGGAGACGUUGGUUUAAGUUGCAGAUUUGCCUUUUGGCUGGACUUGUGUGUGUAUAGAUAUGUACAUUUUUUAUUUUUUAUCUUUUCAAUGUGAGUAUACUGGGAUUACGUCAUGGAUCCUACUGUAUUUGUUACCCUUCCCUUUCAGCGGCAGCUACUGGUAUGCAGUUAACACUGUUAAAGUAGAGUCUUCUUCCUCCAAGUAAUUAAAAAAAUAUAUUAUUUAUUGUUAACAUCCCGUCAAUCACUGUUUUGAAAUGAUUCCUAUUUUAAGAGUAGGGCAUUACAAAUCUGUUGGAUAAUAGAGCGUCUGUAAUGUUGUGGGAAUCCAAGCGUAACAUGAGAUCCAGUAACUACAGCCAUAUUUGGUGUUGUGUUCACCUUGGACUCCUCCAGCAGUAAGGUCAUGAAAUACACUUAGACUGUAAUCUGAGCCAGUAAUUUGUUCUUUUUCAGAAUGUCAGAAAUACCUACAGGAUUGUUAUUUUUACUUCUGAAGUUUGGAUGAGCAAAUCCUGAAGACUCUGUUUUAGCAGGUUUUCUAUGUUACCUACUGGAAUUUCCCCCCCAUUUGUUUACUGUACAUUCCUUCCUUUAUGUGUUUUUUGUGGUAUUUAAUUUUUUAUGUAGUGUAGAGGGUUUUUCUUAAGCUGAUUUUAUUGUAGUUUUGAAGAUUUUUUUUUUUUUAAAGCCCACCCGUUGACUUCCUACGGACGCAGCUUUUUCUCAUCGAACACGGCGGUUGACUUUAACAAUACUGUCAAGUUUCUGGGUUGUUUUUUUUAAAAAAAAAAUCACCUUUUAAAAGGAUGUUUUGGAAGUAGAUGUUUUGUAAGAAAAGUAGAAACUAGUGAAGGGUUUAGGAGAUGUAGUCUCUGCAGACUAAUGAAUACUGUGUUUUGGCGAAAGACUUUCGACUUGAUGGGCCAUGCAUAUGGCAAGUGGUUGAGUUAGAUGGGACUUGUAUGUCGUAGAAGGUCAGGAGGUAUGUUGUGAAGAGAAGCAGAUAUUGACUAAUAUAGUUGAUUAUGAAAUGGUAGAGGUUUUACCGUAUCUAAUUGUAGGUCGUAUUGGAAGAAACUAAUUCCAUAUGUUGUGAAAUUGAGACAGUUACAAUAAAAGUUAUUUUUACAUUA
Messenger RNA from Bufo bufo (common toad), 2971 nucleotides. It is a transcript of the gene NET1, whose product is annotated as neuroepithelial cell transforming 1. Gene Ontology annotation, biological process: positive regulation of Rho protein signal transduction; intracellular signal transduction. The record is from RefSeq and is a predicted model, not a curated record. Lineage: Eukaryota; Metazoa; Chordata; Amphibia; Anura; Bufonidae. The coding region runs from base 53 to 1852 and encodes 599 amino acids. Gene Ontology annotation, molecular function: guanyl-nucleotide exchange factor activity. The transcript has 11 exons.